AUGGAAAAUUUUGAAAAAUGGAAUAAAUUAGUGAAAAGUGGAUCGUACAAUAGAAGUUUGAAAAAAUACGUAGCUAUAACAUCACCAGAUUCUGAAGAAAAUGUGUGUCAAUUGGGAAUCUCAGAACCGACAGGAAGCACUUCUAUGUUGUGUAUGCCCAUCGAACCCCUAGCGGAUUGCCAAAGAGAUACAAAUAAUUUGGCACCAUUUGAGGAUCACGAUGGUGAGCUGUCGGAAAUAGAUGACGUGGAUUUCACAGCGCAAGAAGAUGACUACUACAGCCUCGACGGUAAUUCCAGUGAUUUCGAAGCAAGCCAUGACACCGUGGAAGAAGACCUCGCAGGAUUCCUUCAAAAAUGGAGUUUAGAUCACAACAUACCACAUUCCGCUUUGAAGCCUUUGUUGGUCCGGUUGUCUCAAUAUGACCGUACACUUCCUGAAGAUCCUCGACGUUUGUUGGAGACUCCACGGAAUUUGGCCAACGUUGUACAAAUCCAAGGUGGCCAAUACUGGCAUCACGGUCUCGAAAACUGUCUUCGAUUCGCUUUUGGUAACCUAGCAGAACCUAGAAAUAUUUCAAUCAAUAUAAACAUUGAUGGAUUGCCAUUAUUCAAAAAUGGUACAGACCAAGUAUGGCCUAUACUAUUCAAUGUUCAUGAAGAAGAAAGGCUAAAACCAAUGAUCAUUGGAAUUUUCUAUGGUAAAUCAAAACCAAAGCGCGUGGAAGAAUAUCUGGAACCUUUUGUUGCGGAGGCAAUUCCUAUUUUGAACUCGGGGAUAGUUAUCAAUGAGCACAAAUUGCAGGUAAAAAUCAGAUCCUUCAUAUGCGAUUCACCGGCCAGAGCGUUUAUUAAAGGCACAGCUAAUUUCAAUGCUUUUCAUGGUUGCUUGAAGUGUACUGUCGUCGGAGAGCGUCAAAACGAUUUGCACACUAACGUUUUUCCUACGACCGCUGCACCGAAACGUACAGACCUGGAGUUCCGAAAUAAGGCUUAUGGCGCGCAUCAUCAAGUGUACAAAGUCUUAGAGAAUGGAAAGUCAAAAAAAGUUUAUGUAGAGACCCCUCUGUUACGCCUACCGUUAGAUAUUGUGGAGGAUGUCAUAGUGAGCGAUUCACUACAUCUUCUUCACCUUGGAAUUACCAAAAAACUAUUAUCGAUCUACAAAGAUGGCCAAAUCCACCACAAAAAAUGGUCACCGGAUACUGUAAUAGCUAUUGACAAAAUAUUGAACACUAUUAAGCUUCCAGUGGAAAUACAUCGCCAAGUUCGUGGUUUACAUUACCUGAGCCACUGGAAAGCUUCCGAAUGUGGUUCAUUCUUAAAUUACAUAGGAAUAGCUAUCUUAUCUGAAUUUAUCGACAAGGCACAAUUUGAAAACUUUACUAAUUUAUUUUGCGCUGUAACAAUUUGUUCUAACGAUUGUUACAAGACCUAUCUACCUGUAGCGCAGCUACUCUUUGAGGAUUUUGUCGAGAAGUAUGCAAAACAUUUCAAAUCGGUUACAAGUAAUCAGCACAAUCUCGUUCAUGUUGUUGAUGAAGUACGCCGCUUUGGUGCAUUACAUACUAUUUCAUCGUACCCAUUUGAAAAUCAUUUGUUUCAAAUAAAAAAUCUGGUUAGAUCAGGUCGAUUACCACUAAACCAAAUUAUCAACCGUAUCGCGGAGAAACAACGACAGGGCCACGACGAUCAGAUGGAUAAAUGCUACCCCAUGCUAAAAUAUCCUUGCAAGGAUAACAAUUCUAUUUACUUGUGCAUCGUCCUUAAAGAGGGGUUAACCCUGUCCAAUGACUUUCCUAACAAGUGGUUCCUAAGUUCGACUAAAACGGUACAUGCUAUGGUUUAUGCAUCCAAAGAUGGAAUACAUGGCCAAAAGCUCAAGCAUGUUGAAACCCAUUUUAAAACCCCGUUCCAGUCUAUGAAUUUGAACGUUUUCCGAUCAAAACACGAUCACAUCUUUGAGUCCCUCAGGCUACAUUCAUUGAAUGAUGUAUUCUGUAAACUUGUGGCAAUUUCUGUGCCAGGUAAAACCGUCUUUAUUCCACUCCACCACACAUUAUCUGCAUAUAAAAAACAAUAA
This is a messenger RNA of Aedes albopictus (Asian tiger mosquito), 2082 nucleotides long. RefSeq lists its product as uncharacterized. The coding region runs from base 1 to 2082 and encodes 693 amino acids. The transcript has 3 exons. The record is from RefSeq and is a predicted model, not a curated record. Lineage: Eukaryota; Metazoa; Arthropoda; Insecta; Diptera; Culicidae.